AUGAAGGCAGGGUAUCUGGCAGCCGCAGCGGCGGCUCUCAUGGAGGGCGUCAGCGCUCACCGAGUCCACCGCCAUGCUCACGAGCUCUUCCACGCCAAGAAGGGCCUCAACGACAGCGAGUUCUGCGUCCCCGAGUGCUCCACGAUCUACACCACGAUCACCGGAUCUCCGAUCUGGGUGCCAACUCCCGGCCCAAGCACCACCUCGACCACCUCCUUGAGCAGCUCAUCUACUCCAGUUGCGCCGACGAGCACUGUCACAAUCCCGGCUGAGGUCCCUACACCGAUUGCCCAAACUUGCCCAACGCCAGGCACUUACACAUUCCCGGCCACAACUCUCACCCUGACCGAGACCACCACAGUGUGCGGCGCUUCCACCACCACCGUCCCCUCCGGAACUCACACCCUCGGAGGUGUCACAACCGUCGUCACAACCGCCACGACCGUUGUCUGCCCGUACGCUACCACAAAGGUCACCAGCGGCGUUGUUACCAGCGUCAUUGAGACCACCACCUAUGUCUGCCCCUCCGCCGGCACCUACACCAUCGGCCCCAUUACGGAGACGGUCACCGCCACCGAGACUGUUGUCGUUGUCCCGGUUGUCGAGACUUACUGCCCCGGCACUUACACUGCCCCGGCUGUCACCACCGUCGUGACCACUCAGACCGUUGUCUACUGCCCAUACACCAGCUCUGCUGCCCCGACUCUGGCCACCAGCGUCCCGACCACUGCUGCUCCUGUUGAGGCUUCUCCCACCGAGACCAAGGCUGCUGAGACCUCACCCGCUGCUACGUACAGCGGUGGCGGCAAGGCUAUUGCCUACACCCCUUACACCGCUGAUGAGGGUCUGUGCAAGUCUGCUGAGGAGGUCGAUGCCGAUAUCGCCAAGAUCGCCAAGGCUGGAUUCGGCCAAGUUCGUACCUACUCGACUGACUGCGACACCCUGCCCAACGUCGGUGCUGCCUGCGAGAAGUAUGGCAUCAAGAUGGUUGUCGGUAUCUUCAUUGGCCAGGCCGGUUGCACCAAUGCUUCUCCCGAUGUCGAGGAGCAGAUUUCCGCCCUGAAGUCAUGGAAGAAGUGGGAUAUCGUUCCUCUGGUCGUUGUCGCCAACGAGGCUCUGUUCCAGGGUCACUGCACUGUCAGCGAGUUGUCUGCCUUGAUCACCCAUGUCAAGUCUGAGCUUGGCUCCGCAGGUUACACUGGAGCUUACACCACUACUGACACUGUCGGCGCUUGGAUCCAGGCCGGCGUCUCUGACGCCAUCUGCGACCUCGUCGACAUUGUGGCUAUCAACGCCUACCCUUACUUCGCUGGUAACGUCUUCGCUAGCGCAGCUGGUGAGUUCGUUGCUAGUCAGCUCGACAUUGUCGAGACACUCUGCGGCAAGGAUGGUCUCGUCCUCGAGUGUGGUCACCCCUCCGAGGGCAAGUGCUACGGCGACCUGUGCGGUUCCAAGGAGGAACAGAAGGAGGUUAUUGGUUCCAUCAUCGACAAGCUGGGCGACAAGGUGACUAUCCUUGGAUUCACCAACGACAAGUGGAAGGCACCAGGUGACUGCGGCUGUGAGCAGCACUGGGGCUGUGGUGACCUGUUCGGAUUCUAA
Messenger RNA from Phaeoacremonium minimum UCRPA7, 1602 nucleotides. Its product is annotated as putative glycoside hydrolase family 17 protein. NCBI's taxonomy places the organism in Eukaryota, Fungi, Ascomycota, Sordariomycetes, Togniniales, Togniniaceae. The record is from RefSeq and is a predicted model, not a curated record. Bases 1 to 1602 code for a protein of 533 amino acids. Gene Ontology annotation, cellular component: cell surface; fungal-type cell wall; extracellular region. Gene Ontology annotation, biological process: cell wall organization. The transcript is spliced from 2 exons. Gene Ontology annotation, molecular function: 1,3-beta-glucanosyltransferase activity; glucan endo-1,3-beta-D-glucosidase activity.